AUGACUGACUCUCCCAGGGAAGGAAAACCGGCCAGGCCCCCGGACUUCACCCAGCUGACUGACUUGGCAUCUGAGUUUGUCGGAGGAGAGAUUUUAUUUGCAACAGAUGACUUUUUCGUGCCUGCAGAAAAGAUCUUAUAAAGGGACAGCCCGCAUUUUAGAGAACACGAGGACACUGAGUUUGGGACGUGGAUGGACGGAGGGCAGACCAGAAGGAAGAGGGUCCCAGGUCACGACUGGUGCCUCAUCCAGCUGGGGAUGCAGGGGUUCAUCCGGGGCUUCGACGUGGACACGGCUCACGUCACAGGAGAUUACGCUCCUCGAGUGUCAAUUCAGGCAGCAAACUUCGAAGAAGAUAAACAACCAGAAAUCCCGCAACAAGAGGGCAGGAGAGGAGCUGCAGCCACCCCUGAGGAGUCUGAAGCCAUUGCUGAGCUGAACUCCAACGACUGGACUUGCUUGGUUCCCAUGACGGAGCUUAAACCGGGAAAUCCUGCUUCCAGCCACAGUUACUUUCCUGUCAACUCCCAGCAGAGGUGGAGUCACGUCCGACUCAACAUCUUCCCCGAUGGUGGAAUCGCAUGUCUUAGAGUAUAUGGUACUGGACAAAAAGACUGGACUGCGAGUGACCCCAAGGAACCGUUAGACCUGGUGACCAUUGCUUACGGGGGUGCCUGUGUAGGAUUUAGCAAUGCACAUUUUGGGCACCGAAACAACAUAAUAGGAGUCCGCCUCACAGAGUCUAUGGCAGACGGCUGGGAAACAGCACAAAGGCUGGACAGGCCACCAAUACUGGAGAAUGAUGAGAAUGGUGUUCUCCUAGUUCCGGGUUGUGAAUGGGCAGUUUUCCUGCUGGCACAUCCUGGAGUAAUUACUCAAAUUGAAAUCGACACAAAAUAUUUCAAAGGCAAUUCUCCUGACAGCUGUAAGCUGGACGGCUGCAUCCUGACGACUCAGGAAGAAGAAGACGUGGUCAAGCAGAAGUGGGAUGUUCCGGGCCACAAGUGGAAACCACUGCUUCCGGUCACAAAGCUAAACCCCGACGAGAACCACGUAUUGGACAGCCUAACCCCGGAGCUGCAGGACCAUCAUCCCUGACGGGGCGUGAGCCGCCUGCGACUCCAGGGCUUCCCCAGCUCCAUCUGCCUCCUGCGGCCCCGCGAGAAGCCCGUGAUGCGGUUCUGGGUGAAGGCGGGCUUCAGGGCGAACCUCUAA
Molecule: messenger RNA, 1215 nt
Organism: Hippopotamus amphibius kiboko
Lineage: Eukaryota; Metazoa; Chordata; Mammalia; Artiodactyla; Hippopotamidae
Gene: ALLC
Product: allantoicase
Exons: 11
Biological process (GO): allantoin catabolic process
Molecular function (GO): allantoicase activity
Source: RefSeq, a predicted model, not a curated record